CUUUAGACAGUCGCCGUCGACUGCCCACCAGUACACCGCGUCCGUCAGUCCAGAACAUACAGUGCACGCACGCACACAAACACAGGUAUAUAAAUAGAUUGUGUGCAGCUAAAUGGAGUAGAAACUGGAAGUUUCAUUAAUGAGCUCUGCUUCAUGGGUUUGUGUUGUGUUCCGCACAUGAGGAGAAAUGUCCUGAAAGGGCACGUUUGAAAAACAUGUGAUGUCUAUUUUCCAGCACUGGAAUAGCACCUUUUAUUCACCCACAGGGGUUUUGAGCAACAUUUACAAGUAAGAGAGCUGUUGGAUUCAACACUUUUUUUUCUUCUUUUCUUUUUUACUCUUCAACUGCUAUCACUGCUUACUGACAGUCCAAUUGCUUUCAUGGCUUCGGUAUCGACUUCCAUUAAAGUUGCUUUCGUUUACGUGGCUUAUAAAUAGGUGACAUAAAAGUAAGAGGAGGAAGCUGUUAGGUUCUGCCCUCAGUGACAAGUAUUUGGGUUAAGCCAAUGUUGGAAAUGUUGUACUUUUUUACUACACUAAUAUCAACACUAUCUAUGGUAGGCUAAUUAAUAUGCACAUGUUACACGUGAUGGGCGAAAUGUACAGUUUUAAUGUAAUACACUUUUUUCAUCUAAUUUAAUUAAUUAUUGAUGUGUUGUUGCAGUAGUGUAGGAAGUAUCUUUAAAACAAGAACUAUUUCAAGGAAAAGUCCUAUAUUCAAAUCUUACUGGUGUCAAAGUCUUAGUUUAUAUAUUAUAAUAUUGGAUUAUUAUUAUUUAAGCAAAGUAACUCCAGACGUUUGUGUAGGAGUAAAAGUAGGCUGCAAUGUUUUACAAUAUAAGUAGAAAGCAGCAUACAAUUUAAGUACAGUUUUCGAGUUACACUGCAUCACGGUAUAUUUGGUUACACAACUGUACAGAUGUUGGGGCUCGGUUCAUCUGCCUCUGUACGACUAUAGGCAGCGGACUGUUUGUUUACUAUCCAUACGGCGCAAUGGUAUCUUCCCGUGAUUGGCGCAUAAGACCCGUCUAUCAAACGACUGGACCAACGGGAGACGUCCGAAGCGCCACGUGCGUGCAGUUCCCGGAUGUGUCUCGUGAAGACUCGCUGGUUGGCUCACGUGCACCAACAAAACACAGACGGUAGGUUGACAUGUCUGGAUGUUUUCUGUAGGUAGAGGGGGGACAGCGGUGCAGCCCAGGCCAUUUUAUAGACAUUACGCGGUUCCUCACCGUCUACAAAGCUCAGGGUGGACGCUGUCUGGUGAGAAAUGGCGGAGGGAGGCUUUGACCCCUGUGAGUGCGUCUGCACCCAUGAGUAUGCCAUGAGGCGCCUCAUCAACCUGCUCAGGCAAUCUCAGUCCUACUGCACAGACACUGGUUGCCCUCAGGAAUUGCCGGGUCCCAAUGGGCCGGUCGGCGGAGGCGGGGACCUGACCCUCCCCAUGGUCCUGAUGGGAUGGGCGGUGCUGGUUCUGCUCCUAUUCCUGUUGCGCCCAUCUAGUCUCAGGGGCAGCCGCCCCACAGGCAAACCUGCCGGACCCCGCAAUAGCGCUGGAAGAGAGCCUCCAGCACCACCCAUCGACUAGCAGCAGAGAGCACCAGCACUCACCCACCUGCUCUGACUGGAGCUGCAGCCAGCGACUGUGACUAAGGGACGGCGCCAUCUCCCCUUCCUUCAGUUCUCUCUUGCUUUUUUCCUGUUUUAUUGCCACUGUGUUUUGGGGGUAGAUUUGUCUGCGAUUCCUGUCACUGGAGCCCAACGGUUACCGGAUUGAUGAGGCCCGUACGGAUAUGAUAUUUCAAAGUCAUUAAAAAAAAAUGUAAAAAACGGAUAUUGAUCAAAACGUUUUCAAAAAGAGAACAUACACAAACAACUUUUAACGGUUUGGGCAUUGGCUAUUUUUGACAAAGAUGUAUAGAAAAAUGCCAUGAGAAUUUGAUUAACGAGGCAUGAAGACAAAACUUGUUCACAAACUUGAAUUCAGAGAAACAAGUGCCAACGUUGUUGUUUUGUAUUAUCUGCAGACACAUAGAAGACAUUUUUGACUGAUAAUAUCGUCCGACAGCAUCAGCGUGUUAAUAUAUCGGUUGGGCUCUGAGUCUCUAAUCAGAAGGCGGGGUGUCGUUCUGAGUCGGUCCCUGAUCUCAGUGCUGGUGUUGACUGCUGAAAAUGAAGGAAUGUGUUGGUGGGGGUGGGGAGGGUUAAAUAGUUCAAGUGCUUGCUGAGAGACGAAGUCUUCAGACUCAAUGAAACAUUCCUCUCUUUCCACUUCAAAGUCACAAAUCUAUAAACGGUGCCAGUAAUGAUGUCGUAGCAAGUAAUGUUUUAAUAGCACAUUUAAACCAGCAUAAUGAUUAACGUAAUAUAUAUGGAUGAAUACUACUAUGAAUUGGGAUCACAAAUAAGCCGUUGGUUUUCAUUGCAGCAAGUCCAUCUUCUGUGUUGACGCGCAGGCCUCAGUCCGAUUACAUUCUCCAGCAUAUAGUCCCGUCUGUUCUAUGAACUACAGCUCUGGAAACGUGUCGGUCCCUUGAGGCGACCGUUGGUUUUGUGACUCUUGUAAGUAAUCGGCACCACGGCGACUGAGCUCGGACGAUCUGUUUCCCGGGUUGAGAAGGGACGGUCAAAUGCUCCCACUUCACGCGGUUGGAAUGAGCCGAGUUGCAGGCGUACAGACGGGGUGCAGUGAGCGUGGUCGUUGGACAACAGCAUCCUCGGCACCCGCAUUUUAAUCAUUUCCAGAUGAUUCCAUGUACUUGUCUCGUGGUUAAAAGAUUAAACAAAUCUGAAUUGUAUACUCACUCGUUGGUAACAGAGAAUCAUAUGUUCAUGUAUUUUUGUACUGUUGUGGUGUGUUGUUUCCUUAUGAAGGUGUGUUGAAAAUGGUGGCGGUGAGGGCCUGAAGCCUGUGGUUGGUUGGAGCACUGAAAGUUUCUACUUCUACAAUGUGUGUGUGUGAUGAUGAUGAUGUCAAACCAAAUUGAAGGAGAGGAGAUAGAAAACUGCGUUUCCAACUGUUAAAGCUCUGGUCUCAAUGCUGUUGUGAAAGAACGGCAAUAUUUUGAGUUCAUAUUUUUUAAUUUGAAAUGGGAAUGAUCUGCAGUGGAGGAUUUACAGAGCUGCUAAAUGAGUGAUUCAUUUAUCAAAAUUAAAAAAAGGUUUAAUCAUUGAACAGAAAAAUAGAAAUCUCUCAUACAGAGCAAAUAUAGUGGUGAAUGUCUCGUGUCCCUUAACUGUGUUUGUAAUUGUGAGUGGAUACUCAUAACACAGUACAACAGCACCACAAACUAUACAGCCUCAAAGUGACUAGAGAAUCAACACUUUGUUACAAUCUCAAGAAAAAUGGAACAUUAUAACAAGUGAAUGUUUUUUUUAACAUGUCUGUUGGAUUGCGGUACAUGAUGGAGGGUUUCCCGAUUGUCUCGUCACUGACCUUAUCGUUGUCGUGCCCCUGUCAACUCGUGUCUGGGCCUUAGGUUGUGUUCUCCAGGGUACUCGUGAUAUCAGUACCUACGUGGAUUAGUCUUAAAAUGGAAGUAUCUUUCUUGAUAUACAUGGUGUAAGAGUUCAGAACCUAAAUAUGAUCUGUAUGAGCUUUUCUUAGUUUCAACAUCAGCAAAUAACGCCCUCUAAAAGAUUUCUUUCUAGAGUCAGGAGGUGGCAGGGGAAAGUUAAGUAAGACAUAAGGUGGUGUAUAUAAUGAAGGGGGAAACCAAACUAGGCUGUCGAAGUGGACCACGUGGUACUGCACGAGACCUUGAUUUACACUGUUUC
Messenger RNA from Cyclopterus lumpus (lumpfish), 3777 nucleotides. It is a transcript of the gene smim14, whose product is annotated as small integral membrane protein 14. NCBI's taxonomy places the organism in Eukaryota, Metazoa, Chordata, Actinopteri, Perciformes, Cyclopteridae. The transcript has 5 exons. The record is from RefSeq and is a predicted model, not a curated record. Gene Ontology annotation, cellular component: endoplasmic reticulum. The coding region runs from base 1271 to 1588 and encodes 105 amino acids.